AUGUCCUGGACCAGUUGUGAUAAACGGUAUAACCGCAGUACUGCGUACUACGAUAUAGUGAAGAAAAAGUUAUUCAUGGCCUGUAAAGAGACCGAAAAUGUUGAGGAAGGAAACCAUAUACCAUGUACUGCGCAAAAAACGUCGUUGUUAGCAGCAACGGCAGCGGAAGGAAGAAGAUGUUUGGGGGCGAAUGGAGACAAAAAUCCUCAAGAAAGAGAAAAAGGUGCCCUUAAAAUUGGCAGUGAAUUGCAAGGAAAUAAAGAGAAGCUGGUGAAGAAUAUGUAA
This is a messenger RNA of Parnassius apollo (apollo), 285 nucleotides long. The record is from the annotation of a GenBank genome assembly. Lineage: Eukaryota; Metazoa; Arthropoda; Insecta; Lepidoptera; Papilionidae.